AGUCUUGCACAGGCGUACCGGCUCCUCCCCUUCAGUCUUGCACAGGCGUACCGGCUCCUCCCCUUCAGUCUUGCACAGGGGUACCGGCUCCUCCCCUUCAGUCUUGCACAGUUGUACCGGCUCCUCCCCUUCAGUCUUGCACAGUCUUGCACAGUUGUACCGGCUCCUCCCCUUCAGUCUUGCACAGUUGUACCGGCUCCUCCCCUUCAGUCUUGCACAGGUGUACCGGCUCCUCCCCUUCAGUCUUGCACAGGCGUACCGGCUCCUCCCCUUCAGUCUUGCACAGGUGUACCGGCUCCUCCCCUUCAGUCUUGCACAGGGGUACCGGCUCCUCCCCUUCAGUCUUGCACAGGUGUAUAUCGGCUCCUUCCCUUCAGUCUUGCACAAGUGUACCGACUCCUCCCCUUCAGUCUUGCACAGGUGUACCGGCUCCUCCCCUUCAGUCUUGCACAGAUGUACGAAUCCUCCCCUUCAGUCUUGCACAGGUGUACCGGCUCCUCCCUUUCAGUCUUGCACAGGUGUACUGGCUCCUCCCCUUCAGUCUUGCACAGGUGUACCGAUUCCUCCUCUUCAGUU
This is a messenger RNA of Staurois parvus, 576 nucleotides long. The record is from the annotation of a GenBank genome assembly. Lineage: Eukaryota; Metazoa; Chordata; Amphibia; Anura; Ranidae.